AACGUCAUGGCCCACAACACUUCCUCUUCUUCUUCUCACAGUUGGACUUUUGGAUUUCUUAUGGCAGCUGCAGUUGUGACUGCUCAGCAGAAUCAAGAAAAUUUGUUGGCCAAGGAACACGAACUACUCCAUAGAAUAAAGCGCCAAACAGACGGAACUUCUUUCAAAACCGUUACUUCACUACUCGAAAGGCGAGAGAGAACAGGGAACCUGAAGUCCAGCGCUAAAGCUAAUAUCACACAAAGGUUUGUUCCCAACUUAUUUCGUGCAUAUGUGUCCAAGUGCAGUCGCCGUAUUUAUGGUGGUUUCUUCUCUCCCGAUGGUACCCUCUUUUGUAGUUCAGAACAAGAUGAUGCCAUCAAUAUUUUCCAGACAGACUGUUGCGUCAACUCUUGGAAGCAUAUCAAAGCAAUUCCUUGUAGAAACGUCAAUUGGACAGUAACAGAUAUGAGUAUGUCUCCAAACCAGUCAUUAUUGGCGUUUACUUCUAUCACAAGUUUGGUGCAACUAGUGGGAGUAGCUAGUGACUCCUCAUUCUAUCAAUGCGUAUCGUUGGGAACUCGUUCAAGUGAAGGUUUUGGUUUGUGGUCUAUACGAUUCUCCCCGAGUGGUUCUCAACUUUUGGCGGGUUCUGCAAAUAAUGCUGUCUUAUUGUAUGACUUGAGUAGGCAAGAACUAUUGGAGAAUCUUUCUUCUCAUGUCGAUGAUGUCAAUGCAGUUUCUUUUUUGGAUGAUACCGGAAAUGUCUUUGUUUCUGGUAGUGAUGAUAGUUUUUGUAUGCUUUGGGACCGCAGAACUCAACAGAAGAAGAAUGGUCCUAUUGGUAUCUUUGCGGGUCAUUCCGAUGGAAUCACUUAUAUAUGUCCCAAAGGAGAUGGUCUCUAUUUUAUUUCCAAUUCAAAGGAUCAGACUAUCAAGUUGUGGGAUACACGUAAAAUGGUAUCCACAAAUGAUUGGAAACAGUUACUUUCCACUAGGCCUCCUAGACAUGUAUGGGACUAUCGUUGGAUGGAAUAUCCUCGUCCAGUAAAUGUUGGUAGAGUCCAUGAAAAGGAUACUUCAUUGCGUACUUUUGUGGGUCAUCAAACUUUGAAAACUCUCAUUCGGUGCCGUUUUUCUCCGCAAUCUACAACUGGACAACGUUAUGUGUAUUGUGGUUCUCAUGAUGGGGCCGUUUAUAUUUAUGAUAUUGUUCAAGGUGAAUUGAUGACACAAUUGAAAGGUCACAAGGCAGUUGUUCGUGAUGUUGAUUGGCAUCCAUAUUUACCAGUGAUGGCUUCUAGUAGUUGGGAUGGAACAAUUGCAUUGUGGUCGAGUCAUCCAUGGCAGACAACUGUUUGGAGAGAUGCCGAGGAUACUCCUUUAUGGGAUAGUUUAUCAGAAGAAGAAGAUGAUGAUGAUGAGGAAAGUGAAUAUUCUGAAGAGAGUGAUGAAGAAAGUGAAUGUUCGGAUGAGGAGUCGGAUGAGGACGAUUGCAGUGAUAGAGAAGAUACUGACGAAGAUUCAUCCAGUUGAAUUUUAUAAAACAACCUUCAACUGCGCUUAUGAUGAUGA
This is a messenger RNA of Galdieria sulphuraria, 1554 nucleotides long. Its product is annotated as transducin family protein / WD-40 repeat family protein. The record is from RefSeq and is a predicted model, not a curated record. Gene Ontology annotation, biological process: proteasome-mediated ubiquitin-dependent protein catabolic process. Gene Ontology annotation, cellular component: Cul4-RING E3 ubiquitin ligase complex. The transcript is spliced from 4 exons. The coding region runs from base 7 to 1515 and encodes 502 amino acids. NCBI's taxonomy places the organism in Eukaryota, Rhodophyta, Bangiophyceae, Galdieriales, Galdieriaceae. Gene Ontology annotation, molecular function: protein binding.